CCUGCUUGCAUACUCAGUUAGAAUCACCGUGUCUCAGACUUUCUCUCUCUCUCUCUAGUUUCCAUAGCACACACACACGCUAAUCAUUCGACGAGGCCGCAAGUGAGUGAGAGAGAAGAAUCACUCACUGAUCCACACACAAACCAGAACAAAACCAAGCACAGACAGCGUGCGCUCUUCUUGUGAUUUGUGUUACAAGCAACCAACCACACUCACACACACCCCUCCAUAAUAAAAAUCACUUCCAUGCUCUCUUCUUCACCCCAACCAAAACAAACAGGUUUGCAUUUGCUUAACUGGAGCCAGAUUCUGUAGCUGAUUUCAUCCCAAUAAAUCUAAUGAUGCUUAAGUAACUAACACUCUUCGAUUGGUUUCUGGGUUAUCUUGAAGAUUUGGUCUUUAAUCGAGUCGAAUUGGAUCUUGUGAUUUACUUAGCCGACUUCACUUAGUGCAGUGGGAUAAGAGUUAAGACAUUUGUUGUUGUAGUAUUUAUUGGUUUUUGGGUGGGUUUAUAAUAUAUUACCAGGGUUAACAUAAGAACAUUUAUUCAUAGUUGAACUUGUGUUGUGCUACUGUUGUGGUUGGUCAGAGAAUGUCUAGGCCUCUGCAAAGAGGUGUGUCAGGUGGGGUUAGGGUCCCUGAGAGUGGCCAUGAUGACUUGUGGGACUCCCAAUCUAAAGAUAAAACGGAAAAGGAAGAUUUGGAUACGAGGGGUUCUUCAGAUCACAGCCCUUUUACUUUGAGGUUUCCUCUGAGGGUUCUUUUGGGAAAUAAUUCUGAUUCAAAAUAUGGCAAUGGCAUAGCUGAGAAUGGUUUUGCUUCUGAUCCCUUCAUGGUUGGCACCCCACGAAGCCGGCUUAAGUUAAUGUUGCUUUCUUUGAAGUUCAGCUUAGUGUUUAUAGUUGUUCUGGCUCUUACUGGAUCUUUUUGGUGGACUUUGUCGAUUUCAUCCUCAUCAAGAGGUCAAAUUUACCAUGGUUAUAGAAGGCUUCAAGAGAAGCUUGUCUCGGACAUUUUGGAUAUCAGUGAGUUUUCGCGCGGUCCUUUGAGGUUGAAGGAGUCUGAAUUCUGUUCUGAGGAGUUUGAAAACUUUGUUCCUUGCUACAAUAUUUCUGAGGAUGUGGAAUUGGGAGUUUCUGAUAACAAUGAAGUGGACCGGCAAUGCAGCCACGAGCUUAGGCAGAAUUGUUUGGUUCUGCCACCGGUGAAUUACAAAAUUCCCUUAAGGUGGCCUACUGGAAAAGAUGUUAUCUGGGUUGCUAAUGUGAAGAUCUCAGCUCAGGAGGUUCUUUCUUCUGGAAGCUUGACAAAGAGGAUGAUGAUGCUGGAUGAAGAACAAAUUUCAUUUCGUUCAGCUUCUCAUAUGUUUGAUGGUAUUGAAGACUACUCACAUCAAAUCGCUGAAAUGAUUGGACUUAGAAAUGAAUCUUACUUCAUACAAGCUGGGGUUCGAACUAUACUAGACAUAGGUUGUGGCUAUGGUAGCUUUGGAGCACACCUCUUCGACAGUCAGCUUUUAACUAUGUGCAUUGCAAACUAUGAACCUUCUGGCAGUCAAGUUCAGCUCACUCUGGAAAGGGGUCUUCCUGCUAUGAUUGCUUCUUUCACUUCAAAGCAGUUGCCAUAUCCAUCUCUAUCCUUUGAUAUGUUACAUUGUGCAAGAUGUGGCAUUGAUUGGGACCAGAAAGAUGGCCUUCUCCUGAUUGAAGCCGAUAGACUUUUAAAACCUGGUGGAUACUUUGUUUGGACAUCACCGCUCACAAAUGCUCGUAACAAAGAAAAUCAGAAAAGGUGGAAGUUUAUGCAAGAUUUUACAUUAACUCUUUGCUGGGAACUGCUGUCACAGCAAGAUGAAACUGUUGUAUGGAAGAAAACUAGUAAAAAAAGUUGCUAUGCAUCAAGAAAGUCUGGUUCUGGCCCUUCUUUGUGUGGUAGAGGUAUUGAUGUGGAGACUCCAUAUUAUCGAGAACUGCAAAACUGCAUAGGUGGAAUACAGAGCAGUCGUUGGGUUCCAAUUGAAAAAAGGGAAAGAUGGCCUUCCCGAGCUAACUUAAACAACAACAACUUGGCAAUCUACGGCUUGCAGCCCGAUGAACUUACCGAGGACUCUGACAGCUGGAAAACAGCAGUCCAGAAUUAUUGGUCACUCAUGUCACCUUUAAUAUUUUCUGAUCAUCCGAAGAGGCCUGGUGAUGAGGACCCUUCGCCUCCUUACAACAUGUUCAGAAAUGUGCUAGACAUGAAUGCUCAUUUUGGUGGCUUUAAUUCUGCAUUGUUGCAGGCUAGAAAGUCUGCGUGGGUGAUGAAUGUGGUCCCAAUAAGUGGACCCAAUUAUCUUCCCUUGAUCCAGGACAGAGGAUUUGUUGGUGUUUUGCAUGAUUGGUGUGAGGCUUUUCCAACGUACCCCAGAACCUAUGACUUGGUGCAUGCUGCAGGACUUCUAUCCCUUGAAACUGAGCAGCACAGAUGCUCCAUGCUUGACCUGUUCAUUGAAAUUGACAGGAUACUUCGCCCAGAGGGUUGGGUAAUAAUUCGCGACACAGUUCCCUUAAUAGAAUCAGCUAGACCUCUAACAGCACAGCUGAAGUGGGAUGCAAGAGUGAUAGAAAUUGAAAGUGACAGUGAUCAGAGACUCCUGAUCUGCCAGAAACCUUUCUUCAAGAGACAGGCAAGCUAAAAAGAAUUGAUGGCCUGAAGAAACUAGACCAUUAUAUACAUAUAUUCAUUUUCCAUAAAGUUCAUUUAUUACCAUAGAGCUCCAAAAGCGGGGGUUGAAAAUUUUGGACAUAAAAAGAAAACAACAUAUAGAGGAAAAAGUGUAUCCUUGUCAAUGAUACCACCACAUCAUCUAUGUAGCCGUAAGGUCUACAUAGGGCCAUGUAAUUACCAAACAAGCCACAGAGCAGAUGAGAAACUAGUAUACUGGUAGGUUAAUUUACUUUUCCAUGUGAUACACAGAAACAAUAUUAAGAUUGGGAACAUGGUGAUAAGUUAUUGUUGUAAAACGCUCCGUGGUUGAUUCCCCCUUGUAGAAUUAUUUUUUCUGCUAUCUUUCUAUAGGUUCUUAGAUGUUUCUUGUAUAAGCUUGGCAAAACUGUACUUUAUAGUUUGUCAAUGUUUAUAAUGUGAAAUCAAAAUCAUAUUAUUCAUCAUUGUGACUAUGACUUCUGGUUGGAUAGUCACUGGUAAAUUGGAACCAGCAGGAGCAAGUUACAUGCCAA
Molecule: messenger RNA, 3221 nt
Organism: Glycine soja
Lineage: Eukaryota; Viridiplantae; Streptophyta; Magnoliopsida; Fabales; Fabaceae
Product: probable pectin methyltransferase QUA2
Exons: 9
Coding region: 593-2677 (694 amino acids)
Cellular component (GO): cytoplasm
Molecular function (GO): methyltransferase activity
Source: RefSeq, a predicted model, not a curated record